UAUCCUAGGCUUCUCCAUGUGAAAUUGUAGUUAUAUUCUAACACGUGGUGGUGUGUGCAGGCUAGGGCCAUAUCAAAACAAGAUCAAGAAUCGGCGGGAGUUUUUUUUGUGACACUUUAACUAGGCUAACAUCUUUCACCUUCAAGCGCGACAUGGGAGUACCCAAUAAAGUUCUGACAUUGGUGUUAAUUAGAGAGGAGUACAGGAUCCUCCUGGGCAUGAAGAAACGGGGCUUCGGCGUCAAUCGAUGGAACGGGUUUGGCGGGAAAGUGGAAGCUGGGGAGACCAUUGCCCAAGGAGCCAAAAGGGAGGUGGAGGAGGAGUGUGGUCUCACACUGACAGAAUUUGAGGAAGUCGGGAGGAUAGAUUUUGAGUUUGUCGGCGAGCCACAGAUUCUUGAGGUGCACAUCUUCCGAGGGGACAAAUACGAGGGGGAACUUCAAGAAACGGAAGAAAUGAGACCCGAGUGGUUCGCACUGGACGCCAUUCCCUUCCACAGCAUGUGGCCUGACGAUGCAUACUGGUUUCCCAUUUUCCUUCGGGGGUCGAAGUUCAAAGGUUACAUUAAGUUUGAGGGUCACGACAAAAUAUUGGACUGUAGUCUGGAGGAGUUGGAGACCACAGACAGCAAUUGUGUAAAGUGACUCAAAUAGAGACAUUUGGGGCAUCUUUUCAUGUAAAAUUGGUUCGCAGUCUGCUGAAUUAAGAUACAUACACGUGAUGCUGCUCUAUUUUUAUACUCUGUCUAAGGUGUGAUAGGUUUCUAUAAUUGAACAAAAGCAGCUUUGUUUUCAUUUAAAUGACAACUCACUUGGUUAUUCCAAUUGUAAAUUGGUAUUAAAAUGGGUGUGUAUGCACAUAAUUAGUAUGUUUUCACCUUUGUUUCCAAAACAGUGAAUUUAAUUGAAAUCGAUCUAAAAUGUAAAUGUCCAUAUUCUAUGGUAUUUUUCCUUAUUUGGCAAUGUGGGUUUCGUCUUCUUGAGUUUUGUUGUAAUUAAAAACAAUUUCAUUUUUUUCAUCUGAAACAUUCACAAUUUGUAUUUAAAAAUUCCAAUUGUUCCUAUUUUUUUAAUGAAAAUUUAUGAAAAUUGGGUUCUUUAAAAAUAACUUGACUGGAACAUGUAUCUUCCGUUUUUAAAACAUUCUAUCUCAAAACCACACGUGCUGAACUGGACUGAAAUGCAUUGCUUUAUCGCUCAACAGGGGGCGCUUUACCAGACAUCUUGUUGAUAUUGUGCACUCCUACCGUGCUCUUAAAUUGCGAGGGUGCAGGAGAGUAUUAGCCCGAAAUUGCCUACGCCGGCCAAAUCACGAUUUGAAUGCCCUCAAUGUUUUUCAUAUGAGAACAUUUUGUAAAAAAAAAAGAAGGGUGGAAGCCGUGCACAGGACUGCGAGCUCUUAUUUCUGUGAAAUUCAGAUGAAAUGUGGCCAAAAAAUGCUCUAUAUUUUGCAAUGGAGCGUAGGCAUUCCUUUUUCAAAAUGGCGAUGGUCUUUAGGACUGCUUUUAGUGGUGAUCAUCAUUGGAUGGAUUUUCUCCAAAAAGUCAUCGAUAAACCCCCCAAAUAAUUGUGCAGAAAAUGAAAGAUGAUGAAAAAGCUUUCAUUGGUGUGUCCCUAACACCUUGGAGGGUUGUGAGUAUUUUUCAAAAUGUUUGGAGGUGGGCGUAAUUAUCACUGAGGUCUAUGGCAGUUUAUUAAUUUAUUUACUGGUCUGCAACCUGCGACAAUCCUAUCCUUUAAGAGCUUGUGACGGCUUGUCUAUCUCACAAGAUUUGGUGAAGGAAAGGGAGAACAUUGUUAGUAGAUUAAUGUCAUUCCUGCACCCUGCAUCCUUAUACAAACUCUGCGCGCACGAUGCAAGUGUUGAGACCAUUGGUCGGCGGUCACACAAUAUUUAUCUGCAACUCAAAAAAAAUUCGCCGUCGACACCGCCCUUGGUUGGGGCAAAACAGUUUUGUGUCGUUUUAGACGCACACGUUAGCUAAAAGGAAACCUGUAAAAGUUGUACGGAAAAAUUAACAUAAUUAAAAAAAGUACUAGAACUUCAACAAUUUUUUUUACCAGACAACUUGCCUGUAACUUUUAAAUACAUGUGAAAAUCUUAAUAAAGUGCGUUGAUUGGUGAUCAUCAACAAUUAACAUUUA
Patiria miniata (bat star) is the source of this 2144-nucleotide messenger RNA. RefSeq names its product 7,8-dihydro-8-oxoguanine triphosphatase-like. The transcript is spliced from 4 exons. NCBI's taxonomy places the organism in Eukaryota, Metazoa, Echinodermata, Asteroidea, Valvatida, Asterinidae. The coding region runs from base 153 to 644 and encodes 163 amino acids. Gene Ontology annotation, biological process: DNA protection. Gene Ontology annotation, molecular function: 8-oxo-7,8-dihydroguanosine triphosphate pyrophosphatase activity. The record is from RefSeq and is a predicted model, not a curated record.